Neolamprologus brichardi is the source of this 909-nucleotide messenger RNA. The record is from RefSeq and is a predicted model, not a curated record. Lineage: Eukaryota; Metazoa; Chordata; Actinopteri; Cichliformes; Cichlidae.
UUUCAGCUUUUAGGGUUUGAGGUGGACUCAAUCAACUCCGUCCAGUUCUCCAACCAUACAGGAUAUUCUCACUGGAAAGGUCAGGUCUUGACAGCAGAUGAGCUCCACGUUCUUUAUGAGGGGAUUAAACUGAACAACGUACACCACUAUGACUAUGUUUUAACAGGGUAUACCAGAGACACGUCCUUCUUGGAGAUGGUGGUGGAUAUUGUUCAGGAGCUAAAGAGAGCCAACCCCAACCUGGUGUACGUGUGUGACCCCGUCCUCGGAGAUCAUGGAUCUAUGUAUGUUCCUCAGAAUCUUUAUCCCGUCUAUAAGAACAAGGUGGUUCCUGUUGCUGACAUCAUCACUCCUAACCAGUUUGAGGCUGAAUUAUUGACGGGGAAAAACAUCAGCACAGAGAAAGACGCUGUAGAGGUAAUGGACCUCCUCCAUGCGAUGGGCCCAGACACAGUGGUUAUUACGUCCUCUGAUCUUCCCUCUAGACUUGGAGACCGCUUCCUGGUGUCAUUGGGCAGCCAGCGUCAUGUUCGUCCAGAUGGCAGCAGGACAACACAGAGAGUGCGAUUAGAAGUUCCCAAAGUGGAUGCUGUCUUUGUAGGAACUGGAGACUUGUUUGCUGCUAUGUUGCUAGCGUGGACACAUCACUACCCCACUGACCUAAAGACGGCCUGUGAGAAAACGUUUUCAGUGAUGCAUCACGUUAUCCAGAGGACCAUAUCCUACGCUCAUGAGUUAGCAGGUCCUGGUCGGAGGCCCAGUCCGCCCCAGCUGGAGCUGCGGAUGGUCCAAAGUAAAGCUGACAUAGAAGAUCCUGCCAUAGUUACGGAGGCCACAGUCAUAUCCUAACGUUGCCCGCCCAUAAGACUCAUACUAACCUCUCCACCCAUAAAUCUCUCAGCUCCUGUA